AUGAACAGCAAACGCAACAUAGGCCUUUCCAACCGAACACUCAUUCUCUCAGCCCUGCACCACUGCGACACCGAGCUUCGAAGGACACAUCACCACCAAUCUCUGCAUGACAUGGGUGCAGCUUCAAGCCAUCAGAUGGAGGAUACGCUCAGGCUGUACGCCGUCCCUGGCUCCGACGAACUCGAGAUGAAGCGCGUCAAGAGGUUCAGAGAGGGUACAGAGCUGAAGGUCGAACUAGUAGACACUGAGCCACACAUCUUCCAGCUCUUCAUCCAAUUCCUGUACUAUGGCAAGUACGACGACAAGGACGACCUCGCCAACCAUGAAAAAAUCCGAGACAGUGCGAAAGCGUGGGUCCUAGGCGACUACCUUGAUGCGCCUACUUUCAAAGCGCUUGCCAUACGUGGACUAUGUGAUGUGUAUCUCCCAGAAUGCAAGAGGCCAUAUCCAAGAUCAGGUUUUGGGCCAGAGACGAUUGACUUUUGUUGUGAUCAUUCGACGCCCGACAGUUCACUAUACCGGUUGUACUUGACUAUUGCUGGGAUGUUCUGGACACACAGGAAGAUUGUCCACAUUACUAAGGAGAAUGAGUACGCCUGGACCGCUGUUUGGGACACACAUCCUCAUUUCCGCAACGAACUCUUUGGAAGGUUGUCGUCGGAUACGGGAAAGAAAUUGGAGUGGGAAAUCCCUGAGAUGCGGGCUUGGGCGCUAGAAAUGGAAUCAGCAAAGAAAUGA
Messenger RNA from Plenodomus lingam JN3, 738 nucleotides. Lineage: Eukaryota; Fungi; Ascomycota; Dothideomycetes; Pleosporales; Leptosphaeriaceae. The record is from RefSeq and is a predicted model, not a curated record.